Parastagonospora nodorum SN15 is the source of this 1515-nucleotide messenger RNA. RefSeq lists its product as hypothetical. The record is from RefSeq and is a predicted model, not a curated record. NCBI's taxonomy places the organism in Eukaryota, Fungi, Ascomycota, Dothideomycetes, Pleosporales, Phaeosphaeriaceae. Bases 1 to 1515 code for a protein of 504 amino acids. Gene Ontology annotation, molecular function: zinc ion binding. The transcript has 3 exons.
AUGGCUUUCACACGCAACAUCAUUGACAAGAUUUCUGGUAAGAAGAGCCGUACUCGCCUUCCUGUCUCAUCAUGGAAUCCCUGUGAAAUUUUGGUUCCGGAUCCUGAUACGCCAGAGUCUGAGCUGUUGGGUGUUAAUGAUAUGCUAAAGACCUGUCGGGACGAGGCAGAGGAAGGACUUCGAGUUUAUCUCGCGGAAACUCGCUCGAAGAUCGAAAAUAACAUUACUUCGACGCCUGAAACUUCGAGUCUCGGCUAUGACAGGCAGCAUCGUGCGAUUUCACUGUGCUGCAACUCCAAGCACCCGUCUAAAACACUGUACGGUCACUUCGCGUCCAGCGUUUCUGUUAUAAAAUGCUUCCAGGACAUUUCCAACGAGACCGGUAUCUCUCACCCCAUGAACCCUAUCACAACUUCCCACAACUCAACUGACACUAUGGUUGACGCAAGCACUCUUACCAUUGACACUGCUCUGGAGACAUGCCACAACUUCCCACAGGAUGGGAGCUGUGCUAUCUGUCUGUUUUCCCUUGUAACCGAGCCAUCUAGCGACGAUAGUGCCAACGCUGACGAGACCGACGUUGUGAUCGCUAAGGUUUGUGGCGACAAGCAUCAUUUCCAUCGUACUUGCAUCAUGGCGUGGUUCAGUUCCGGCCACAUUCCUCUCAACGAGUGUCCAAUGGAUCGCAACGUCCUCUAUGGUUACCAACGCAUCCCUCAGUUCCCAGUCAAUCUUCCUGAGCUGACCUUCUUCCCCGGUCAUAAUCCCGAGGACCAUGAAGCCUUCUACGCCAGUUUUCCAGGUGGCCAUGAGUCUGUCUUCGUAGCUAUGAACCCAGAACGCAAUGUGUUCCGGCUUGAUGUUCCUGCGGAGUUUGGUACACCCAUAUCCAUGGUCUUGGAUCUGACUCGUGAAUCUACUCCAGAAUCUCGGGUCUCUGACCUCGCGAUACUUACACGUGGCGCGACGAAUGCCUCAGCGAUGGAUUUAUUCUAUUUACUUCCACGUUGGGACAUAGACUCUGUGCAGGAAUUCAAUCGGAUUCGGAGCCUUCCGGCCGGUCCGGAUCCAUUGGAGGGCCUUUCGUUCACGCCACCUCCUCAGGCAACUCCGUUGCCAAGAGACGGGUUUGACCAUUUCCUCGACGGGGGCUUAGUUCAUUUUUGGAACCCUUCAAAUGACGACUCACAUGAGUCUACCGUGGCUAGCGUUCUAGUAUCUAGGGAGACGUCUCGUACUGCAUAUCAGGUGCUUGAGGACCAGUUCAUGUCGGUGAUCGAGAUGUCUCCGUAUCUCGACCCAGUAUUCGGAAUGGCGAUUGCUGAUUACAUGGCAGAGUUUCCUGAUCCGGAUUUGGAUUCGGACGGCGCACCUGACUUUGCAGCACAUGCGCAGCGCUUUUGGCAGAUUAACCCGCGCUUCAGACCAGACAAUGCCCCUCCAGCUGAGCCGGAACAGCUUUACCCAUUCAACACGCUGCCUGAUGACGGCGUGGAGCCUCGGCGCUAUCUAUAG